AAUAUAGGUACAGAUACAGAUUUAGAAAUAAUAGAAGCACAUGCUGUAGAAAUUUUAAAAUUUGGACGUAAAAGAGAAGAAUCUUUAAAUAGAUAUCCAUGGCUUUGCACUGAUUGUAAUGAUAAAUUACCCAGUUUAGAAAAAUUGAAAGAACAUCAUGAAACUAUUCACAAUCAACAAGCAAAAUAUAUGUGUGUAUUAUGUUGUAAAGUUUAUGAUAAAUAUUAUGGUUUUCUUACUCAUGUCAAACGACAUAAAAACAAAACAAAAUUCAGUUGUGAAGAUUGUGGAAAGUCAUUUGUACAUAAGAAGGUAUUAGAUUCUCACAAAGCAAUUCACAGUGAGGAGAGACCUCAUAUAUGUCAAACUUGUGGAAAAGCAUUUAGGCAACAAAGUGCUUUAUAUAUUCAUAGCAGAUGUCAUUUACCAGAUACUAUGAAAAAUAGAUUUCCUUGUGAUCAGUGUGAUAAAAGGUAUAAUUUAAUAAUUGAACUUAAUUUAUCUAUUAAAAUAAUAUAUUGUUUAUUUAUAAUUAUAUAUAAUUUUUAAAAUUUCAAUUUUCUAUACAUACAUUUUUAAAUUAAAU
Messenger RNA from Apis florea (little honeybee), 586 nucleotides. RefSeq lists its product as uncharacterized. The record is from RefSeq and is a predicted model, not a curated record. Gene Ontology annotation, molecular function: zinc ion binding. Gene Ontology annotation, cellular component: nucleus. Lineage: Eukaryota; Metazoa; Arthropoda; Insecta; Hymenoptera; Apidae.